Molecule: messenger RNA, 1771 nt
Organism: Sphaerodactylus townsendi
Lineage: Eukaryota; Metazoa; Chordata; Lepidosauria; Squamata; Sphaerodactylidae
Gene: SLC30A2
Product: solute carrier family 30 member 2
Exons: 8
Coding region: 16-1470 (484 amino acids)
Biological process (GO): response to zinc ion; zinc ion transmembrane transport
Cellular component (GO): plasma membrane
Molecular function (GO): zinc ion transmembrane transporter activity
Source: RefSeq, a predicted model, not a curated record
GAUAGGGAUGCAGGGAUGCUCAAAAAGAGAUGCCGACGAAAAUCAGGGAGAUGCCCCUUCGGGGGGGGGGGUCGCCCUCCUCCUGCGCUCCACUUGCUCCCCCGGGAAAAUUCGGGUCUGGCAGUCACUCACUCAUUCACGCGGCCUGGGGGCGAGCCACAAGUUUCUUGCAAACUUUGCAGCCGGGACCAGCGGCCGCCUGGCCUUUUUUGCGCACGUCCGCGGCGUCUCCACACGGGCUGCUGCGGGAGCGCGAUAAGGCAGCGCCGAGCGCCGCUGCUCUGGAGGCUGAGGGAACGGGUGGGCGCCGGACGGGGCAAGGAGAACCGGCGGAGCGUGGCUGGAGAGGGCAGGAUGAAGCCGAGCGACGAGAGUGAAAAGAGCCACAUCCUGCGAGGGGUGGAAGCCAGAUCUUAUUUAGGGAUUGCGGGGAGCGGCUUUCAAGGUUCAGUGCUCAGCUACGUCCCAGACCCCUCUGCCAUUGAGCUGGGCCUGAAAGAAAGCCAGCAUUGUCAUUCCAACUGGGCCUCUGGCAACGGCUAUGACAGUGAAAGAAUGCACGCACGGAGGAAGCUCUACAUGGCCUCUGUGAUCUGCUUGGUCUUCAUGGCUGGGGAAGUUGUGGGGGGCUACUUUGCCCACAGCUUGGCCAUUAUGAUGGAUGCAGCCCAUCUGCUGACUGACUUUGCCAGCAUGAUGAUCAGCCUCUUUUCGCUCUGGAUGUCAUCCCGGCCAGCUACCAAGACCAUGAACUUUGGCUGGCAUCGGGCAGAGAUUUUGGGAGCGCUGCUGUCGGUGCUGUCCAUCUGGGUUGUGACCGGUGUCUUGGUCUAUCUAGCAGUCCAGCGGUUGCUCUUGGGCGAGUAUGAGAUAGAAGGGGAAGCAAUGCUCAUCACCUCUGCUUGUGCAGUGGCAGUGAAUAUCAUAAUGGGAGUCUCCCUGCACCAGUCAGGCCAUGGGCAUAGCCAUCACAGUCAUAGCGAGGGGCAGAAUACCAGCGUUCGGGCUGCAUUCAUCCAUGUUGUUGGGGACCUUCUGCAAAGCAUCGGGGUCCUGGUUGCAGCCUACAUCAUUUAUUUCAAGCCAGAACUGAAGUUCGUGGAUCCCAUCUGCACCUUUCUGUUUUCCUUCCUCGUCCUUGGAACGACACUGACCAUUCUCCGAGAUGUGGUCCUUGUGCUGAUGGAAGGUACACCCAAAGGUGUGGAUUUUAAUGAAGUGAAGAGAAUCCUGCUGUCCAUCAGUGGUGUGAAAGCUCUUCAUAGCCUCCAUAUCUGGGCUCUAACUGUGUCUCAGCCAGUCUUGUCAGUUCACAUUGCAAUCAAUGAGGACUCAGAGGCACAGACCAUCUUGAAAGAAGCCAGUUCCCGGCUACAAAAGGCCUUCAACUUCCACACUACUACCAUCCAGAUAGAGAACUACUCUGAGGACAUGAAUGAUUGUCAGGAAUGCCAGAGCCCCUUGGACUGACUGGUGCUCACCAGGGAGGGUUGCUAAGCAACCCUGACUAGAUGGCCUUGUCAAAACUGCUACCUCAGAUCUGCUGUUGCUGUGACCUUAAACUCCUAUAGUCUCCUGGGCUGUUGCUGAAGGGGUGUUUGGGAUUUGAGCGAUGUGAUUCUUUUCCACUGAAUUCUGCAUUUUUAGGAAGCAUCGUCUUUUUUUUUUUUUGCCCCCUUCCUCCUCUUUCUGUGUGUUUAUCAGUGUCUCUUUUUCAUUCGCUUCAGGAAAUGUAAUUUUUAAUGGCCUGCAAUUAAAACAGUGGAAUCUA